Messenger RNA from Fonsecaea multimorphosa CBS 102226, 2307 nucleotides. RefSeq lists its product as uncharacterized. Bases 1 to 2307 code for a protein of 768 amino acids. Gene Ontology annotation, cellular component: cytosol. The transcript has a single exon. Gene Ontology annotation, biological process: L-tryptophan biosynthetic process. Lineage: Eukaryota; Fungi; Ascomycota; Eurotiomycetes; Chaetothyriales; Herpotrichiellaceae. The record is from RefSeq and is a predicted model, not a curated record. Gene Ontology annotation, molecular function: anthranilate synthase activity; phosphoribosylanthranilate isomerase activity; indole-3-glycerol-phosphate synthase activity.
AUGGCGCCUGCUGCUCUGAUCGAUCAUUCUCCCCACCAACCCACGCCCGCGCAAAAGCUACCCUCUGCGAACAACCUCGUCCUCAUCGACAAUUAUGACUCCUUCACCUGGAAUGUCUACCAGUACCUCGUCCUUGAAGGCGCCACCGUCACGGUCUACCGAAAUGACAAAGUGACACUUGAAGAGCUUAUUGCCAAAAAGCCGACACAAUUGGUCAUCAGCCCUGGCCCAGGCCACCCUGACACCGAUGCGGGCAUAAGUCAAGAGGCAAUCAAACACUUUGCGGGCAAGAUUCCCAUCCUGGGGGUGUGUAUGGGACAACAAUGUAUUAUCUCGGUCUUUGGCGGUGAAGUGGAUGUUACCGGAGAGAUCCUCCAUGGAAAGACCUCGCCUCUGAGGCAUGAUGGCAAAGGAUGUUAUACCACAUUGGCGCAAGACCUCCCUGUCACGAGAUACCAUUCGCUCGCGGGGACACAUCCAACUCUUCCACAGUCGCUGGAGGUAUCUUCUUGGAUAGCCAAAGGGCCGGAUGGAGGCAAGGGAGUGAUUAUGGGUGUCCGCCACAAGGACUAUGUUAUCGAAGGGGUUCAGUUUCAUCCCGAAAGCAUUCUGACAGAAAAUGGUCGAGUCAUGUUCAAGAAUUUCCUGAGAAUGUCUGGCGGAAAGUGGUCGGACAACCCUCAGUAUGCUGCUCCUGACGCAGAAGCCAAAGCCGCCCUCAACGGUAGAGCACCCCCGAAGAAAGAAUCCAUCUUGGAAAAAAUCUACGCCCACCGACGACAGGCCGUUGCCGCUCAACGGCUCAUCCCAUCUCAGAGACUUGAAGAUCUCCAAGAUGCUUACGACCUCGGGCUCGCUCCUCCCCAAAUUUCCUUUCCCAAAAGGCUUCGACAAUCCCCCUACCCAAUUGCCCUCCUGGCCGAAAUCAAACGAGCCUCUCCUUCAAAGGGCAUUAUAUCUCUUGGGACCUGUGCUCCGGCACAAGCUCGAAAAUACGCUACAGCCGGCGCCAGUGUCAUUUCUGUGUUGACAGAACCGGAAUGGUUCAAAGGAAGCCUCGAAGACAUGAGACUCGUCCGCCAGGCUCUCGAUAGCAUGCCCAACAGACCCGCCGUGCUGCGCAAGGAAUUCAUCUUUGACGAGUAUCAGAUUCUGGAAGCACGAGUCGCAGGCGCAGAUACAGUUUUGCUGAUUGUUAAGAUGCUUGACGUCGAGACAUUAACGAGACUGUACCAUUACUCGAGAUCACUGGGGAUGGAGCCUCUUGUUGAGGUCAACACGGCAGAGGAGAUGAAAAUCGCGGUUGAACUGGGCGCCGAGGUUAUUGGCGUGAACAACCGCAAUCUCACAAAUUUCGAGGUUGACCUUGGAACGACAAGUCGGUUGAUGGAUCAAGUUCCGGAGUCCACGAUUGUGUGCGCUCUGAGUGGAAUAUCUGGUCCUCAAGAUGUGCAAGCAUACAAAAAGGAUGGUGUCAAAGCAAUUCUGGUUGGCGAGGCCUUGAUGAGGGCACAGAAUCCGGUUGAAUUUAUCGCCACAUUAGUAGGAGAUCCUGAUGUCCGACCGACACAGGGAACACGGACCAAGCACCUCUCCGUCAAAAUCUGCGGCACACGCACACCCGAAGACGCGAAAGCGGCGAUUGAAGCCGGCGCGGACCAAAUCGGCAUUAUCCUUGUGCCUGGCAGGAAGCGGUUCGUCUCAGACGAUGUGGCGCUACAGAUAGCAAAGGUUGUGAAAGAUACACCCCGCGCGGCGUCUUCCAAAUUCGUCAGUACAGUUGACGGAGUCGGGAGCGCAGAUUUCUUCAGCUACACCUCCUCACAGCUGCUUGUUCGUCCGGAUCGUGCUCUCCUCGUUGGUGUUUUCGUUGAUGCGCCUCUUCACCACAUAACCCAGCAAGUCCACCUAUUGGGUCUGGAUGCGGUACAACUCCACGGCUCAGAACCCUUGGAAUAUGCGAGGCAGAUUCCGGUCCCUGUUCUGAAAGCGUUCUCCCCGAAGGAUUGUGGAAUCAAUAGGAGAGGCUAUCAUUCCUUACCGUUGUUGGAUGCUGGAGGCGGCGGAUCAGGUACGCGGGUCAAUCUCAAUGACGUGAGAGCGCUGUUCCGGAAGGAUGACAGCCUCAAGGUGAUCCUCGCGGGAGGACUCACUCCGGAGAAUGUACAGGCGGUGCUGGAGGAACUAGGAAAAAAUUAUGUAGGCCAAAACAUUGUCGGUGUGGAUGUCAGCUCUGGGGUUGAGGUUGACGGGCGACGGAGUGCGGACAGAACGAAAGCAUUCAUAGAUGCUGUCAAGCAUCUGUAG